GAGGAGAGAGCUCUCGCUUUAACCAUUGGAGAGGCUGUUCGUUUGGUCGGACGGGGUUGCGCACUCGCAUCCGUUUACAGAGAACGGGAUCCAGCAUCUCCAUCUUCUCCUCAACGAAGCUGAUGGAUCUUUGGAGUCAAGCCAAGAUGUGACCGUCACGUUUUGGAUCUCCGUCCUUUAGAUAGAAAACAGAACCCCUGUUUCUAUAGAAACAGAAAUAACUGACAAUUAGAAAAGUAUUAUUCCUAAAAUGCACUCCUCUAGCCGAACCUUCGCUCCGCCCUUGAGGCCUCGUCGCAUCGACACGAGCAGGCGGACCACCACCACAGCGGAACCAAAGCAACACGGCCCUGUUUCCCAGAGGGAAGACAAAAACAUGAACACCAUUUCCUCUUCCUCUCCUCGGCGCGCCACCAAAGCGACCCCUGAGUCUUCCAGGACCAGGGUGGGGGUCCAGCCUCGUGCCCCCUUGGGUCAGUCCAGAUUGGGCUUACAGAGAAACACAGCUCCCCUCUCUACGACCAAAUCCAAACCCAAACCUAAAAGUGUCCGUGCAGCAGCAGCUGUGUCGAAACGCGCCCCUUUUCCUCCUCCUAUUCCUCUUCUUCCUCAUCUGGACCCCAACUGUAAUGAACCCAGCCUGCCUUGUCUGUGCUGCGACGGCCAUUCCCCCCAGGACAAUAACAGUCUGUUCAACCACAACCACAACAACAACAAUACCAUCUCCAUCAGACAGCAGCUGAAGCUUCAGCCCCCUCCACCACCUCCCCUGCUACCCCAGAGACAGGAGGGGACAGGGGGCAAGACCAAGACUCAGGCCAGCCCCUCUCAGCCCCAGCCUCAGGUCCUGGCCCCAGCCUGCCCCCCUAAUGCCCUGGAACUGGAGAAAGGAAAAAUAGAUGAGGAGAAUGCAGAUGUUAACAAGAACACAGAUGUGGUCAUAGACAACAAGAAAGAAACGGAGGAAGAGAUGGAUAACAAGAAAGAAACAGAGGAGGAAGAGGAAAACAGUGUUGAUGUUGAAGUUGAUGAUGAGGAGGGAGAUGAUGAUGAUGAUGACGACACGUUGGUCCCAUCGUGCUGCGACUGCCCUCCCUCUCUCCUGGAUCUCUCCCUGACCUCCUCCACCUCCUCAUCUUCCACUUCAAUCAGCUCCUGCUCCGAUCUAGAGUCAGACUGCGCCGAUCUCUCCACCUCUCUCUCGUCCUCUGGCCAGAAGUGGAACGCUGAUCUGUCAAUCUCUCAGGACCACACUCACAUUCAUGUUCCUGAACGCUAUCCAGCCUCCCGUUCACCCCCUGUCCUGCUCCUCAACCCCAAACCCCCCUCUGUCUCUCGUUGCCCUCCCCCCCCACACGCCUGCUCCCCAGACGAGGGCUACCCCUCUGCCCCCGCCUCCCCCUCCUCCUCUGACUACCUGGGGGUCAAAGGUCAGACAGGCUUAGGGUCAGAGGUUGCCAAACUAGGCCUCCUGGACUUCCUGGAGUCAGUGGGAGACUUUGGAAAGAUGGAGCGCUUUAGCCAGGUGAUUCAGGUGGCUCGCUGGGACCUGGAGGGGGAUCCUCAAGGGGAUCCUCAAGGGGAUCUACUGAGGGAUCGACUGGAUCACCUGGACCGACUGGAGAGUGUCAACAGGCAGGUGAAGCUGGCCCACAUCACCAGGCUCCAUGAGAAGGGACUGGAUCUAAGCGAUCUGGGCAAGGAGGAUCUCUCUGAUGUUCUGGAUGAGAUGGGGAACGUGGAUAUGUCUUGGAAGAUGUAUAAGGGCCGGGGAGGGUCUUUGGGAGAUUCCCAGGAGUUCUCUGAUGCUGGAGUGGACCUGACAGCACCUUCAGACUGUGACGAGCCCCUGGUCUCACAAUCAGAGACCUCUUCGCCCAUAGAGCUCCCACCGAGACCCCCCAAACCCCCUGCCCGCUAUGCCAGCGUGAACUCUGAACUCCACACCUACAUCAACAUCAGCCGUGACAUCACCCCCUCCGUCUCUGUCUGCACUUCUCCUUCCUCAUCCCCCACUUUCUACACCUUCAGGUGUGAGAAGGCCCUUCCUCCUUCCCCACGCUCCGUCCCCCCUCCUCUUCUCUGUCAGCCCAUCCCUUACUUUACUCUCUACAAAUCUUCCCCUCUCCCAUUCUCCCUCUCCUCCUCCACUCCCCCCAUCCCUCCCCCUCGUAGGAAGCACCUAGCCCGUAAGGAGGCUCAGCGUCUCGCCACCCUCCAAGCAGGAUGCGGGAAGACCCCCUGUCCCUCUCCCCUCCCAACUCUCGCCCCCUCCUCUCCCCCCUGCCCCCACCAUUUCCAUCUCCAACUCCACCACCCCCUGCCAUCCCUCCCCCGCCCUCUCUCCCCCCUCCUCCCUCUUUCCAUGCGUUGGAUGAUGAGAUCCGUAAGCUACUGGUGCUAGC
Molecule: messenger RNA, 2405 nt
Organism: Oncorhynchus gorbuscha (pink salmon)
Lineage: Eukaryota; Metazoa; Chordata; Actinopteri; Salmoniformes; Salmonidae
Exons: 2
Coding region: 251-2404 (717 amino acids)
Source: RefSeq, a predicted model, not a curated record